AUGACGACAUUGGAGAACAUGGUUGCUGCUAUGCAGGCCACUGUAGAGGCUCUUGGGCAACAGAUGAACAACCAUGGCAAUGACAGAAGUGGAGCUCAAGGCCCGAUGACACUGACGACCUUCUUGAAAGUUAAUCCACCUAAGUUCAAGGGAACCACUAGCCCGACUGAAGUCGACACCUGGUUUCAGGCUAUGGAGCGAGCACUGCAAGCGCAAAUGGAGGAGUUCUAUAAAAAGUACUUUCCAACUUCUGCCAGGACAGUCAAGGAACUUGAGUUGCUGCAGCUGAAGCAGGGUACUAUGUCCGUAUCUGAGUAUACUGACAAAUUUAAGGAGCUGUUUAGGUUUUUCCGUAUGUGUCAGUGGACUCCGGCAGACUAUGAGGAAUGGAAGUGUAUUAAGUAUGAAGGAGAACUCCAGAGCGAUAUCUUUAGCUCAGUGGGACCAAUGGAGAUCAGAACUUUCUCCGAGUUGGUGAACAAGAGUAGGGUUGUUGAAGAAUGUGUGAAAAAAGGACUGGACUGGUUAGCUGAGAACCAUGUCCUGCUCAACUGUUCUGCAAAAUCGGUGUACUUUAUGCCUGAAGAUACAUGA
This is a messenger RNA of Arachis duranensis, 594 nucleotides long. RefSeq lists its product as uncharacterized. The record is from RefSeq and is a predicted model, not a curated record. The transcript has 3 exons. NCBI's taxonomy places the organism in Eukaryota, Viridiplantae, Streptophyta, Magnoliopsida, Fabales, Fabaceae. The coding region runs from base 1 to 594 and encodes 197 amino acids.